GGAAAGGUUGAAAUCACAGAAGAAGGCAUUAAAUUACUUGAAAAAUUGACGAAAUCAUUGAAUUCUGCUAACACAACAAAUGGUGGAUGCCCCAUAGCUGAAAGUCCAAUGAAAGAAAACAUUUCAACGCCACAUGAUGGUAAAAGCAAUACAUCUAAUAAAAGGAAACGUGGAACGAAGCACAAUUGUGAAGGAGAUGAACAUUCUUCUCAAUCUGGUAUUACCGUUGGUACUUCUUCGUCAGUGCAUAUUCCUCCCUUUCAUACUGAACAGCCGAUAACAUCUGUAAAACAACCCACCAGUGUCAGGUUUCUCGAUGCUUUUGAAUAUGGGGAGGAAUGGCUUCCUGGCUUGUUGAAACCAACGAACUUGAAGAACUUCAUCAGGCUUUAUUAUCACUGAGGGAGAGAUGCAUAAGUCAUCCCUCACUCUGAGAGGAAAUGCAUCGAAACAAUAGUGAUGAAUUAUCCGGUGCUGGCGUUUAACACGGCACAACGCUAUUUGGUCGCAGCGACAGCCGCAUCAACGAAGGCAGUACUCUACGGAGAAACGAGUUUAUUUUUUUCAAGUUGUUUUUGAGAAUUUCUAAAAGAAAACUGUGAUCAUAUACUUGACACUAUCCUACUUAUGUGUUUAGAAAGAAGUAGUUAUCAGUCUUUCCUUGCCGUGGUAACUUGGUGUCUUUAUUCUCUUUUUUUCAUUCGAUUAGGUAAUCUUUGGCUUUAACCUCGUCCCUUUGGAUAUAGUGUAAUUUUGCUUGUCUCUUGUUUCCAUGGUUUGGGUUGAACUCAGUACAUUGUUACUCCCAAUUUAUAAGUUGCUAACCUCCUGUCUUUAUUAUGUAACUCCUUUACCAUUGGAUGCAUGCAUUUACUUUGUUUAAACUUGAAGUCCCUCUGUAAAAACUAUGUAAGUGUAAUUUUCUGAGCACUAUUCACUACGUCUAGACCCUCCUGCCAACCGACAUCACGUAAAAUUUCGCAAGUAUGUUCGAAAUUUUCUGUACAUGAACUUAAUAAUUAACUUAGGCUGUUUGCAGCUGAUGAGAAAGCAACGAAAUGGUGCCACUUUAUUCUGCAAAAAC
This is a messenger RNA of Trichobilharzia szidati, 1084 nucleotides long. The record is from the annotation of a GenBank genome assembly. Lineage: Eukaryota; Metazoa; Platyhelminthes; Trematoda; Strigeidida; Schistosomatidae.